AUGAAUCUCCUCCUGCUGCUGCUGCUUGCACUAGUACUGACAAGCACCAAUGGCUUUACGAACACAGUCGUCUCCACAGAGACUGCUUCUCUGAGCAGAACGAGAAUCUUUUAUCAAAACGAAGACUCGGCUGUACAACAACACGUAGUAACAGCACCCGCAACGGUCGUCUCUCCUUCCGCUCCCAUCAAGAAACCGACCAUCUAUCCCCUCUCCACUCUGCAAGAGCUAUACGACUUUCUAAACGAAGAUCAGCGACUUACCGCAGUCAAAUACUACGCUCCAUGGUGCAAAAAAUGCCAACGCGUCGGCUUACACUACAAGAAACUAGCGUACGACUAUGGCGAUGGCGUCGUGGCACGCCGUGCCGUCGAUGGCCCCAUUCGGUGUGCCGAAAUGGAAUAUUCCGAUGUGACGGCGCAUGUCAUGGAUGCCCUUCAAAUUGAAGCCGUUCCGACCCUCCAACUUUACCGCGGCACCAAACGAAUAUGGGAGUCGGGCACAUCACGCGUACAAGAACUCACCAAGCAAGUGGAACUCUUGUUACAAUUGCAACCUCAUGAAUUGGACGAAUUUGUAGAGCGUUGUUCUUUGGACGAUGCGGGGAUUCUAGAACAAGCAUACGAAGAUUCCUUUUUUGACAAUGGGUACUGCUACGACUGGGAAGAUGAAGCAGCGUGUGUCUAG
Molecule: messenger RNA, 687 nt
Organism: Seminavis robusta
Lineage: Eukaryota; Bacillariophyta; Bacillariophyceae; Naviculales; Naviculaceae
Source: the annotation of a GenBank genome assembly